Messenger RNA from Acanthosepion pharaonis, 927 nucleotides. Lineage: Eukaryota; Metazoa; Mollusca; Cephalopoda; Sepiida; Sepiidae. The record is from the annotation of a GenBank genome assembly.
AUGUCUGUAGCUGAGGACGUUUGGAUUACCUUUGACAUCACUGCAGAUUUCAUGUUUAUUUUACUACUUUCGACCAGUUCUCUUUUGUUGGCCAAGUCACUUGAUUACUGUAAGCUACGAAAAGUAUCUACAAGCCAAAGUAUGGCCAGUACUCCUAUCUCCUUCUUUUUUUCUUUUUUCUUUUUCUUUUUUAUUCUUUCUUUCCUCUUUUUUCUUUUUCUUUUAGCUAUCUCCUUCUUUUUCUUUCUUUUUCUUUUUUUUUUUUUUUCUUUCUUUUUUCAUUCUUUCUUCUCCUAUCUCUUCUUUUUUUUUUUUUUUUUUUUUUUUAUUCUUUCUUUCGUCCAAUUGAUAGCUAUCGCCUUCUUUUUUUUUUUUUUUUUUUUUUCUUUCUUUCGUCCAAUUGAUAGCUAUCUCCUUCUUUUUUUUUUUUCUUUUUUUUUUAUUCUUUUUUUCGUCCAAUUGAUAGCUAUCUCCUUCUUUUUUUUUUUUUUUUUUUUUUCUUUCUUUUCUUUCUUCCAAUUGAUAGCUAUCUCCUUCUUUUUUCUUUUUUUUUUUUUUUUUCUUUCUUUCGUCCAAUUGAUAGCUAUCUCUUCUUUUUUUCUUUUUUUUUCUUUUUUUCUUUCUUUCCUAUUUCCUUCUUUUGUUCUUUUUCUUUUUUUAUUCCUUCUUUCGGCCAAUUUAGAGCUAUCUCCUUCUUUUUUUUCUUUUUCUUUUUCUUUUUUUAUUCCUUCUUUCGUCCAAUUGAUAGCUAUUUCCUUCGUUUUUUUUGUUGUUCUUGUCUUUUAUUUUUACCAUCUUUUGCCCCCUUUUCAUUCUUCCAAUACCGUGUCUCUCGUUUUGACUCUUUAUUAUUUCUUUCUUUAUUUCGUGUCUUUCCUGCUUCCGUUCAUGUCUGUAUAUCUUCGAUAUUUUACUUACCUUCAUUAA